Molecule: messenger RNA, 546 nt
Organism: Temnothorax curvispinosus
Lineage: Eukaryota; Metazoa; Arthropoda; Insecta; Hymenoptera; Formicidae
Gene: ND-B12
Product: NADH dehydrogenase [ubiquinone] 1 beta subcomplex subunit 3
Exons: 3
Coding region: 120-434 (104 amino acids)
Biological process (GO): mitochondrial respiratory chain complex I assembly; electron transport chain
Cellular component (GO): mitochondrion
Source: RefSeq, a predicted model, not a curated record
UUGAACAUGGCGUAGAAGCGCAUUGUGGUGUUUAUCGUCCUGGGAUUUAAAGUCAGUUGCUCCAAAGAAGAUAAAUUACAUAAUCUCAAUUUGACAAGUAACAGCUACGUUCUUACAGUAUGGGAGGUCAUGACGCGCAUCAUAAUGCUCCCCCGUACAAAAUACCAAGCCCCGAUAUUUACAAAGUGGAAAAUGUACCAGAAUUGAAACGCGUUCAAGAAAAAUUGGCCAAGAGAGGACUGAGGGAUCCUUGGCUGAGAAAUUACGUGUGGCGUUACGACAGAAGCCAGUCAACUUACAUGCGCGCUUUAGUAACUUUAACCAGAGGCUGGCGAAUUGGUGUACCAGCGUUCCUGAUAACCAUAGCCGUUGAACAAUAUUUUGGGAUUGAUUAUUCUGGUCAUGGAUCUCAUCAUGGGGACGACCAUCAUUAAUGGUCGCUAUUAAUACGACGAAAGAUUUCUCCUAACGUUGCAUUUAAUGAUUAUUAAGAAUAAUUGCGAUAUAAUAACCGUCGCUAUACAGGCGAAAAUGUAAGAGUUAUAC